AUGUUUCAGUGGAAAACUGUUUUUAGUGACCACAAUUUAACAACCAGAUGGGAGGAGAAGGUGAAGUUUGUCUUGAAGCAGUGGAUAGUAUGUGCCUCUUUUGUCAGUGAUAUUACUGCUACUCACUGUUUAUUAUCUUGGGAUAGUCACUUUAUUACCUGGACUAACCUGUACCCCCGCACAUUGACUCGGUACCGGUACCCCCAGUAUAUAGCCUCCACAUUGACUCGGUACCGGUACCCCCAGUAUAUAGCCUCCACAUUGACUCGGUACCGGUACCCCCAGUAUAUAGCCUCCACAUUGACUCGGUACCGGUACCCCCUGUAUAUAGCCUCCACAUUGACUCGGUACCGGUACCCCCUGUAUAUAGCCUCCACAUUGACUCGGUACCGGUACCCCCUGUAUAUAGCCUCCACAUUGACUCGGUACCGGUACCCCCUGUAUAUAGCCUCCACAUUGACUCGGUACCGGUACCCCCUGUAUAUAGCCUCCACAUUGACUCGGUACCGGUACCCCCUGUAUAUAGCCUCCACAAUUGACUCGGUACAGGUACCCCCUGUAUAUAGCCUCCACAUUGACUCGGUACCGGUACCCCCGGUAUGUAGCCUCCACAUUGACUCGGUACCGGUACCCCCUGUAUAUAGCCUCCACAUUGACUCGGUACCGGUACCCCCUGUAUAUAGCCUCCACAUUGACUCGGUACCGGUACCCCCUGUAUAUAGCCUCCACAUUGACUCGGUACCGGUACCCCCUGUAUAUAGCCUCCACAUUGACUCGGUACCGGUACCCCCAGUAUAUAACCUCCACAUUGACUCGGUACCGGUACCCCCUGUAUAUAGCCUCCACAUUGACUUGGUACCGGUACCCCCAGUAUAUAGCCUCGUUAUUGUUAUUUUAUUGUGUUCGUUUUACUUUUUAUUUAGUAAAUAUUUUCUUAAUUAUUUUUUAAACUGUAUUGUUGGUUAAGGGCUUGUAAGUAAGCAUUUCACGGUAAGGUCCACACCUGUUGUAUUCACAGCAUGUGACAAAAUUUGAUUUGACUCAUGUUGAAGUCUUGCUUGGCUUAAUAGGGAACCAACAGUAUUUCUGAAAUGCUGAUUCAGUGGAAGUGGUGGAUGACUAGUUCUCUAUAUAAUGACACAGUGUUGCAGUGUUUUCUCUUUCAUAAAAGUACCGGGGUACUGAUUGCUACAAUAUAUAUUUGGGGACUUCCUUUUUUAUUCCUCAUAUCUUUUCACGUGAUAUUAAAUCUGUCAUGGGAUAAAUACAUAAGGGCACAUGCGAGAUUUGGUUCUUGGAGUCGAGGUUAAUCUUUUUUUUUUUUUUUUUUUU
This is a messenger RNA of Oncorhynchus keta (chum salmon), 1332 nucleotides long. RefSeq lists its product as uncharacterized. Lineage: Eukaryota; Metazoa; Chordata; Actinopteri; Salmoniformes; Salmonidae. The record is from RefSeq and is a predicted model, not a curated record. The coding region runs from base 1 to 966 and encodes 321 amino acids. The transcript has 2 exons.